GCGAAGCGGAAAAGCACGCAAAGCCUCCGAUGCUCCGCGAUGUCCCCCUUCCACAAGGCGCGGACAGAGAACCUGCCUCGCUUUCCACACAUUCUUUCGACGGGGUGGGAAACACUCCAUCGUCACACAUCGUAAACGGCCAUCUUGGUCGCCGUUUGAUAGUCAAGCCGGCUUUCCACCCAACUCCAAUAGGCUAGGCGCUACACCACCUAUCGCGGGCUACCAGGCCCUCGAAGUCUCGUUAGACAUGGACCUGCAGGCGAUAUGCGCUCACUUCGAGCAGACCUGUGCGGACUUUCAGGUUCCAGAUCGCCGUAUACAAGCGGAGAAGAACAUGGUCCAGUUUCGUAGCACGCCGAACUUGCUGCCGGUUUGCAAAUACAUCCUAGAGCACACCGAAAAGCCCGACGUCAAAUUCCACGUCCUCCUGUCACUGAAAGAGUCUGCAGCUCGCGAGUAUGCCCUCCACCCCCGGCAGGAGAUACACGCCCUACGCGAAUGGCUGCUGAACUAUGCGAUAACCCGAUUCGACCACUUACCGACGUAUGUGCGGAACUCUGUGUUGUACCCGAUCGCUGUGAUCGUGAAACGGGGGUCGCUGGAAGAGUCGGCGGAGGAGAAACAGGCGUUUUUGUCGCGGGUGACGGAUUUGUUGAAUGGGGAUAAGAAGCAGAGUCAGAUUGCGCUAUGUCUCUUUGCGGCGUUGCUGGACGAGUUUUCGUCGACGAGGGCGAGCGCUGUAGGGCUUCCGUACGACUUCCAUGUGAAGAGUCGUCAGCUCUUCGAGGAAGGGGAGCUACGACACAUCUUCCAAGUCGUCUACCAUGUCCUGCAGCACUUCAUGAACACCAAAGAGUAUCUUCAGGACGCUUUGAGCUCGGAACUGCUGAUUACUGCCAUGUCGGUGGCUCAAAAGGCUGUGGAUUGGGAGUUCCUGACACCUGAGGAGAAUGCGUUAUCCGGAUCCUUUAGGACGAAUCAGGAGGAACGACGGACGUCUCAGCCUGGAUAUUUUCCAGCAUCUUGGAAGGAGUUCAUCGUCAGACCGGACGUGAUCGAUCUGUUCUUCCAGUUGAACAGCACAUUCAGAGAUGAGGGGCGGUUAGGAGACUCGGCGCGGCAUUGUCUAACGGACCUGGCCGCCGUCCAUGGACCCGUGUUUCACGUAGCGGAUCCGAAUGGACACGUCAUAAAGGACCAGGCAGGACGGGUGCUGGAAGACACCAACGCGCUACGGGCUUAUAUCGGCCACUUCCUGAAACGGUUCUUGACAGUGCUCACCGACUUCUUGCCCCGCUUCGAUUCAGAAGUCGAAAUGGGUCUAGCCAGCGAACUCAUCUGCAUCACAUCCGUCUGCAAACGGAUCAUCUUCACCCACCCCUUACGCGUCAUCGCCGGCGUUCCAGAGUUCCUUCCUUUCCUGCAUGAGCUGGGGACACUCACGAUAAAAUGCUACCGACGCACGGGUUGCGAUGAUGAGGAUUGGAGCAGCUGCACGCAGGAGGAGGGAGAUGAUUUGCUGGAUGUUUGGGCGGAUCUAGUUGAGAAAGCCGAGAUCUACACCGAAGAACAAACAGCACUACAGAGCACAGGCGCCAAAGCCGGGAACGACUUUGACUUCCCCAACUUCAUGAAAUUCCUAACCGAUGUCGCCUUCCAUGUGUUUGACGCGUAUGUGGAGAUGCGGUUGGAAGUGGCGAAACAAGCUGUGGAGGAUGAUGCGGAUGAUGAUAUGGUCAAGGACGAGUACAUGUAUGAGGAGCAGCUGGUUUCAGCAGCCAUCAUCGGAAGACUAGAUCCUCGGAAACCGCUGGAGAAGCUGCAGGCACUUGUUGAUGAUCGGCUGGGCCGGAUACGGAAGGUCUUUGAGGGCGCAGAGCAUGCCGAUGACCUCGCGUGGCUGCAGGAGCACUUGCACUGGCUCGCGCUGUUUUCCGGGCACUUGUUGGCGUACGGCGGGACUGGGGAAAAGCGGGAGAUUCCGCGGUCGUUGCUGGCUUUGUCGAUGGCUUCUGCGGAGAAUGCAGAUCCAGUGGUCAAGCUCGCGUUGACGUUGCUGUAUGCUUUGGAUGUUGUGUCUGUCAAUCCCAACAGCCCAUCGUUCAGCCUCUGCAGCCCCCUCCUCUGCGAGACCCUCCUCUGGUUCAUCGAACGCUGGAGCCAGACUUACCUCUUCCUCCCCGCAGAAGAACUGCACACACAUUCGCUCAUGCGUGCCUUUGGUAGGGACGGCGGAGGCCCCGCGGUCCUGGACGGGAUCAUGAACAUGCUAGAGAAGAAUUUUGACAUGUGGCCCGGUCAAGAGGAUCUGCUGAUGCAGAUUGUUAGCCUGUUGAGCACGUUCUCGAAAGUGCCGGGCAUCCGGAACGCCCUUGUGCUUUCGGAUCGGUUCCAGAAACUCAUUGUGUUCUUUUUGGGCAGUUUGAGUAAACUUACUGCUACAGUCCACAGCCCCCUCAUCGAGAAUAUCGCCAUAAUCGCCACCCACGCAUCCGACCCCGAAAUCCGCGCCCGCUAUUUCCACUCCAUCAGCAACGCCAUCGACACGCGCCUCCUCAGCAUCAUACAAAAUCCCACCUUCGUCCAAUCCCAUCAAACCCCGGAUACCAUCGAACUGGUCAUAAGUACAAUGGAAAUGUACAGCGGGCUCGCGCUGGCUGCCGAUGAGGCCAAUACGAAACAGGUUUUCACGGCUGUGGCGAAGCACUUUGAUGUGUUUGUGCAGCUGCUGGAGUUGUAUCGGAAUACGACGGAGGUGGAGAAGUAUAUUUUGCAGGUUUUUGCAAAUCUGAUUCGGUGCCAGUCAUUUGAGGAACUGACACCAGAAGAUUGCGAGCGCCUGUACAGUUCCGUUCUCUCCGUGUUGCAAACGUACGCAAAGAAUACGGUCGGAAGAAAGCGAUCGGUGAACACGGGCGAGGAGGACGAGAUGUUUGAGGAUCUCUCGUGUAUUUUGGAUAUCUUGUCGCAACUGAUGGCUUCCCAAUAUGAAGGAAUCACCUGGGCGGAGAUUCUCGAAAAGCGGAAAGCCAAAGGAGGGACAGAUGUCGCCGAUGUGAUAUUCUACGGCAUCAACGUGGUCAUACCUUUAAUCACAGACGACAUGCUCAAGUUCCCCGAACUGUGCAGAGACUACAUCUCCCUCAUCAGCCACCUCAUCCGCUACUUCCCCGACCGACUUCCGGUCCUCCCACCACCGUUGUUAGCAGGUCUUGUCCGGUCACUCGAAUCGGGGAUGCAUAAUCCGAUGAUUGAGGUUGCGAGGAGCGCGUUUGAGGCUAUUACAUCUUUGGCGUUGUUUGUAUGGGAUGAGCCGGCUCAUGGGGGAGUCUCGAUGGAGUUCUUGCACCCGCACUUGAACAAAUUCCUGCAAAAAACUUUGGAAAUGUUUUUGUUCUUGGAGUUUGACGCUGGCCUGAUGGAGGCCGCUGGCGAAGCUUUGUUUGCUUUGGUGGUCGCCAGAGGGGCGUUCUACGACCUACUAACACAGCACCUCCUAGCCCAACAAACCUCCGCAGCGCUCGCGCAACGUCUACGCAACGCUUUAUCGCUCCUCAACGCUGGAAUUUCGGAAACAGCCCGGGAUCAAGCAGCAGGAGGUAUCCUCCGUGUUGCGCGGCUGGAAGGGUGCAUUGCGACGGCGGGAGGACGGCUGUGGUUAACGGCUUAUAGAAAGCGGCUGGAGGCGUUUUUGGUGAACGUGAGGGGAUUUCUGAGGGUGAAAUGAUGGGUGGGAAGAGGCGCUAUGUAGUGUACAGAUUAGUUGUGGAAGUGUUCCUCUGGUAGUACCCCUU
Molecule: messenger RNA, 3794 nt
Organism: Fimicolochytrium jonesii
Lineage: Eukaryota; Fungi; Chytridiomycota; Chytridiomycetes; Spizellomycetales; Powellomycetaceae
Product: armadillo-type protein
Exons: 20
Coding region: 248-3727 (1159 amino acids)
Biological process (GO): protein export from nucleus
Cellular component (GO): cytoplasm; nuclear pore
Molecular function (GO): nuclear export signal receptor activity
Source: RefSeq, a predicted model, not a curated record